GGCGGGUAUAUUUAACUGGGGCGCGCCGGCGGCGGCGCGGCGGCGCGGCGGCGGCCGACGUUACGUGCGCUGGCGGCCUGGGACGGCGCGCCACCAUCGGCCUUACGGCGCCGCUAAACGUCGCGACAUCAGUGAUAGAUUACCGCGUCGGUGGAGUGCAGAGUGGGUGAUUACUGCGCGCGGUGGUGGCGCGUGCCGGCUGUGUGGGUUCUGGCUGUGGCUGGCGGCGGCCCGGUGGACCACGCUGCUGGCGGCGGACCUCGCGCAGGUGGCCGUGGUCAGCAUGUCGAACGGACGCGUGCUGCACGUCAUGGACUGCGUCGGCCGAGGCUGCGCGGACCUGAUGCUGGAGCUUCAGCACGCCAUUGACAGAGGGCAGCACCGGGAGGCGGCCGUGCUGGCGCGCCGGCUGGCCGCGCUCAAGGCGGAGAAGAGUCGCCUAGUGGGCGCCACUAUUGCUGUGGACCUGUUCGUGGAGGACCGUGCCUGCCACGUGGGGCCCAUCCCGCUCCGGCUGUCCCCGCUGAUGGCGGUGCACGAGCUCAAAGCACAGAUUGAGCGGGACUACGCGCUGCCGGCGCCCUGCCAGCGCUGGAUCCUGGACAGCCGGAUGGUGGCCGCCACGGUCGAACAUCUCAGCUUGGCAGAGAGCGGGGUCACAGACGGCUCGGCCAUCUACCUGUACCUCACCCCGACGGCAGGCCACGCCGCCAGCUCGGUGACCGGCCCGGCGACCGGUCCGGCCGUGUCGCCCGCCGCCUUCCUGCGGGCCGGCCCCAGCGGCGGCGGAGACUGCGACACGAUCCCCGCCCACGCGGCGCGCACUUCCAGCGGCGAGGAGUUCCACGACGCGGACGACCGUGGCUUGCGUCCCUCGAUCGGGCCUGACCACAAGCCGCAGGGUCCCCGGAGCGUGGGCACGGAGCUGCAGAGCCAGAGGAGCCCUGGCACGGAGCAAAAGAGCUUACGAAGUCCCAGCGUCGGGCGACCGAGCCCACAGAAUCACAACGCGGAGCCGCAGAGUCCCAACAAGGCGCAGAAUGGCUGGGAUGGGCCGCAGAUAAGCGACGGCGCGGUCAGCGCGAGUGCAGUGACAUCUGACGGAAGUGACGCGCACCAGUGGUGCUGUGACGCCGCGCUUGGGGGCGAAAGCCCGGCGUUCGGCCGGCGGCCACGCGCCAACCUCGAGGUCCCGCCGCCACUGCCCGUGAAGAAGCGACAUCUGGUGGCCAUGACGUCAUUCGACACGGCGUCUCGAGACAAGGAUGCGAGCAGCGGGUCGGCUUUGGUGCAAGAGCAGAGUCGGACCGUCGCGCCGGCCAUCGGUCCUCCGCAGACCCCGCCCACCUCCCGUGCGUCCGCCGCGGAGCCGAGCCCCGCCCGCGAUCCCGCCAGCUCCCCGGCCGGCAACGGCGGCGCCGGCACGCUGACCGUCUGGGCCUCCGACGCGGCUGACCCGCGGCCGGCCUCCUCCUCACCGCCGCCUCCACUGCCGGUGAAGCUCCGCCUGCCCUCGCCGGGCCUCGUGCGGCGCAGCGAGGCCGAAACGAGCACGCUCGCGAGGCGGGACGAGGGCUCGUCCUCGUCAAGCGAGACGGCGCUGUCAGAGGAGCGGAGUGCGGACGUGCCGGUGUGGUGCGGCUCCGGCCCGCAGCGGGAGUCAGACUCGGCUGAUGUGGAGCAGGGGCAGACCGUCGCGAGGCCCUCCGCCGCCUCCCCGGGCGGCGCCGCGGCGCUUCCCCGCUCGCGCCGGUCGCCGGCGGCGGUGCGACGCCGCUCCUCCGGCGCCGUUCUGGAGAAGGUGGCGCUGUUCUCAGGCGGCGGCGUGGCUGGCCGCGUGCCGCCGCCGCCGCCGCCGCCUGAGCCGGCUGCCGCCAACUACGCCGCCCACCUGGAGGCCAUGCGCCAAGAGCUGGUGCCCAACGCCGAGCCGUUCGAGUGUCCCGUGUGCUUCUGUGAGGUGGCCGCCGGCGCAGGCGUGGUGCUGAGGGAAUGUCUGCACACCUUCUGCCGAGAAUGCCUGGCGGGGACGGUGAACCACUCCGACACGGCCGUGGUCAAAUGUCCUUACAUGAGCUCAAAGUACAGCUGCCAGAGCAUCGUUCAGGAGGUGGAGAUCAAAGCGCUGGUGACCCCCGCCGAGUACGAGCGCCAUCUGGCACGCUCCCUGAACCACGCCAAGGUGAACGCGGCCGACUCGUUCCACUGCCGCUCGCCCAACUGCAGCGGCUGGUGCAUGUUCGAGGACAACGUCAACGUCUUCCGCUGCCCCGUCUGCCGCCGCUCCAACUGCCUGACGUGCCGGGCUAUUCACGAGGACUGCGACUGCAAGACGUACCAGCGUCGACUGCAGGACCAGGCCGAGACCAGUGAGGACGCCAAGAAGACGCAGCAGUUUUUGGACGAGAUGGUGUCGCGCGGGGACGCGCUACGCUGCCCCAUCUGCGAUGUGAUCCUGAUGAAGAAGUGGGGCUGUGACUGGGUGCGCUGCUCCAUGUGCAAGAACGAGGUGUGCUGGAUCACCGCCCAGCCGCGCUGGGGACCCGGGGGAAAAGGCGACAUAUCUGGAGGCUGCCGGUGUGGAGUUAACGGCAAGAAGUGUCAUCCGAAGUGUGUCUACUGCCACUGAUCGCGUGAUGGCCGAAACAUGCGUAGUACAUAGUUUCGCACUACUCGAUUCGAACUCUUUCAAAACAACUCUGCCAUUGGCUGCGUCCACGCCAGCUGCCGAUUGUUGUCGAACUUUCAUGUGUCGUGCAACUAUGAAUGGUGACCGCUUGAGAAUGUUACGCUUAUUCGUGUAAGAUAACGCUGUUUAGCGUCAGUGAAAGCCAAAAAUAUAACAUUUUGUACCUGGGAAAGCGUUCUGUUAUUGGACAUUUGUAAAGGGCUUCUCUUACUGUGACUAGUCUCGUAGUGGGCCAAGAGACAUGACCAUCAUAUUACAUUGUUCGACGUUGAUGUUUUUUUAUCAGAGAAAAGGUAGUCAUUUGGUUGUAUUUAGCUAUUGACGAUAUACACGGCACAUAUCCAGGAGAACACCGGUCUGCGCUCUGGUGAAGUCAUCCAGUCGAGGACACUCAGCAUCUCUUCUUUUUGACAACGUGGCGUUUCUUCGGUGCACAGGAGUUCUUCCGAGACUUCGAGCGGCGAGCCCUCCUCGGCUUCUUAGCUCCCCCGCAGCCUCCUGAUUUCCUCGACCUAGAGCGAGACCGGUGGGCUCUCUUCUUUCCGCCGCCGCCACAGCUAGACUUCUUGGACCUGGAGCGAGAUCUCUUUGCUCGUUUCUUGGGCCCGCAUCCACCGGAUUUCCUGGAACGGGACCUCCUUGAUCCACGCCUCUUGGACCCGUGUCGCUUGCCUUUGGAAUGCUUGCGACCCCUGCUGGAGCCGCAGCCCUUUUUCUUGUCACCGAGCGGCCAUAUCUUGACGUCGCUGCCUUUGACAUCCAACAGGAUUUUCUUCAUUUUCGCCAUACUGGAAUUUCGAGCCCGAACCAUUUUCGAAAAAUGUUUGGGCGAAACCAA
This is a messenger RNA of Pollicipes pollicipes, 3527 nucleotides long. RefSeq lists its product as uncharacterized. Gene Ontology annotation, cellular component: LUBAC complex. Gene Ontology annotation, molecular function: ubiquitin-protein transferase activity; ubiquitin binding. Gene Ontology annotation, biological process: protein linear polyubiquitination; proteasome-mediated ubiquitin-dependent protein catabolic process. Lineage: Eukaryota; Metazoa; Arthropoda; Thecostraca; Pollicipedomorpha; Pollicipedidae. The coding region runs from base 284 to 2629 and encodes 781 amino acids. The record is from RefSeq and is a predicted model, not a curated record. The transcript is spliced from 14 exons.